CGUUUUUUUUUUGUUCAUGUCCUGAAGCUAGUAUCGGCUCGUGUUGAACGUAGCAGAUACUUGCAACAGGCAGUUGCUUCGAUAUGUUGCCUUGCAGCAAAAAUUUUGUACGUGAAAUCCUGACUGGCGAUUUGUAUUCCUCCACGUCUUCCAACCGCUGGUGCGGAUCAGAUCGCCCCAAGUUCCAGCCACUGCGCGCCCAGCUGCCAAAGCAUGCUGCACCACAAAGAUUGGGCACACAUGAGUAUCGCCGCUAUUAUAAGGGAGUUGGAGUUCGGCAAAGCCUCGACGGGCCGUUGCGAGUCGAUGACGUGGCUGACGGCACAGCAGAGCCUGCCGAUCUGGAGCAGGCGACUGCCUCGCAAUAUGGUGGGUGCGGGACGGCUCCAGAGUAACAACAAGUGGUUCAAAUACGAUGUCGAGGUGAUCGAGCGCCUCUGGUCGCUCUGGGGUGGACUGCAUCCGCGCUCCACCUGGUUUGAAGGCCUAACGCGGGGCCACCAGACGCUGGCCUGCUGUGUGGUCGCCUGCUGUGCGGCCAGCGUUUUUCGCAGCCUGGGCGAGUGGACGUCCAAGUUCCUCGACGCCAUUGUCAUCAACGGCGACAAAUACUAUCGCAAGAGCCUGCUAAACAGCCGCGGCCACAAAAAGCCGACCGGCCUGAACGAUUUGCCACUGGAGUGCGAUUUCCAGGACAUGCGCUUCAUGGUCCAGCUGCAGCUGGUGGGCUUUGGCCAGCUCUACAGCUCCCCCGCCAGCAAUAUAAUGGGUCUCUACGAGGCGCUCAACUACUUCUUCACCCGCUCUCAAUUGGGCAUACUUGUGUGCCAACAUCGAUAUAUAGCCUUUGGGUAUUCCUCCAGCCGGGACGGUGGCUACUUUCUCUAUGACUGCACCGAGUGGGAUAGGCCACUUUUUCCCGACAACAUGGGCGCCUCCUAUGUCCUGCGUGCCAAGCAGCUGCUGAUGCUUCUCUACUGCAUUGUGGUUACCCUCAAUGUGCGGAAACCUUACGUCGAAUUUCAACUUUAUAGCGUGGAAUCAAACCGCAUUAUGGCUCAUAACGACAGCCAGGAGCUCCACUUAGACAAGAAACCGAGGCAGUAGUAUUGUCACAAUGUUUAAACACAUUUGUUUCGUGGUGGGCAAAUAAAAAAAAACGCGACAAA
Messenger RNA from Drosophila montana, 1169 nucleotides. RefSeq lists its product as uncharacterized. The transcript has a single exon. Lineage: Eukaryota; Metazoa; Arthropoda; Insecta; Diptera; Drosophilidae. The coding region runs from base 214 to 1107 and encodes 297 amino acids. The record is from RefSeq and is a predicted model, not a curated record.